CCAUGGAAAUAAAGAAGUGUUCUCCUGCCGAGGUAUCCUUCUAGCUGUCCAGUGGUUUUGGGACAGAGGACACAAGGAUAUUACAGUCUUUGUGCCAUCUUGGAGGAAGGAGCAGCCACGACCAGAUGUACUUAUAACAGACCAGUACAUUCUCCGUGACCUUGAAAAGAAGAAAAUUCUGGUCUUCACUCCUUCCAGGCGGGUUGGAGGCAAGCGUGUCGUCUGUUAUGAUGAUCGAUUCAUUGUGAAACUGGCACAUGAGUCUGAUGGCAUUGUGGUUUCUAAUGAUACUUAUCGGGACCUGCAGAAUGAGCGUCCUGAGUGGAAGAAAUUCAUUGAGGAGCGUCUGCUGAUGUACUCCUUUGUUAACGACAAGUUUAUGCCUCCAGAUGAUCCCUUAGGGCGACAUGGCCCCAGCCUGGAUAACUUUCUCAGAAAGAAACCUGUAGUGCCAGAACACAAGAAACAACAGUGCCCUUAUGGGAAGAAAUGCACUUACGGAAUUAAGUGUAAAUUCUACCAUCCUGAAAGGAUCAAUCAGCCCCAGCGCUCAUUAGCUGAUGAACUCCGAGCCAAUGCAAGGUUGUCUCCUACCAGAAGUACCGGUGCCAAGGAGGAGAAAAAGGGCAAAAGAGGUUCCCAGGCAGAACUCUUGUGCUCUGUGCCCACAGAGGGUGAUAAAAGCUCUUUGCAGAAGGUCUCUGCAGAGAGAAAGAGCUUGACCCACAAAGCAAAGCCCAGCGAUCUUCUCCUUCAGGUCAAAGGCUGUGUGUCAGGCAGUGUCCCUCCUAACAGUGGGAGCCACAGGUCCUCUGACAGGUACCAGCAGCCUCAUAUGGACUCUCUGUCUUACAUCUCUCAGGAGCAUCUCGACUCAGGUAUUGGGUCUUUGGAGAACCAACUGUCUGACAUGUGGCCUUACAGAUCUACCAGUCACUGUGAUCAUUCCCAUGCUGAUCAGGUGGCAGUCUGCACCUGUGGUAGACAGAGACCUGUCUACCCACAUUCUCCCAGCUUAGAGCAAAAUGCUAAUGCUGGACAAUACAGUCUGCCCAGUGAGUAUAACACCCCUCCGCCUCCUUCUCGCGAGUACUGGUCUGAACCAUACCAGAUGCCCCCUCCUCAAGUGAGAUCUACCAGUGUGCGAGAUCCUCGUUCAGUGCAAAGAGCCCCAGGGCCAACCUACGGGGACUCCUGCCAGUGGGCUGUCCCUGACCAGUUCGCAGAGGAGCGGGCCAACGUGCACAUCAAGCUGUGUGGCAUAUUCCAUCCCCAUUUAGUUGAUGCUGUGAUGAGCCGUUUCCCUCGGCUGCUCGACCCCCAGAGGCUGGCUGCAGAGAUCCUGACGUACAAGUCCCAGAACCCGGGUAUAUGA
Tauraco erythrolophus (red-crested turaco) is the source of this 1375-nucleotide messenger RNA. The record is from RefSeq and is a predicted model, not a curated record. Lineage: Eukaryota; Metazoa; Chordata; Aves; Musophagiformes; Musophagidae.